CAACAAAAACGGAGUAUAAAAAAUCAAAAUAUGUCGGAUUCCGAUUUAAAAUUAGAUGAUGGACAGGACAUAUUUUUAUCUCAGGUUCUUGACGAGAUUGAAAGUAUGCAAGAAGACGAUAUAGUGUUGUCGCAAGCUCUGGAUUUAUUUGAAAACAAGGAAUCGUUUGACUUGUCAGAUUCUCAGUUUAAAAAUCUUGUAGAGGAUUGUACCAGUGCAGACUUUUUCGGUAGUUUUACGUUGAAACUACCGACUGGAGAAAAUUGUGAACUGUUAGGUGUGGAUACACAUUGUGAAAAUCGCUUUGGAAAAACUACCAAAACUGAAGAUUUUGACGCACUGAUCAAGGACCAGAAAUCGGGUAACACCGAGAGGAGUACAAAGUGGGCCACCUCUGUAUUUGAGGCUUGGAGAUCCGUUCGGAAACUGGACGGAGAGGAAAUUCCACCACUCGAGGAAUGCGAUAUCAACACCCACCUUUCACGUUUUGUGGUAGAAGCAAGAAAGCAGGAUGGUUCCCCCUACCCACCUGGAUCGCUAUAUAAUAUUGCCUGUGGACUCUUGAGAAAUCUCCGAUCUUCUGGCAUCUAUGAUAAAAACUUCUUGGAUGAGACGAAUGCACGAUACGCGAGGUUCCGCGAGGUACUAGAUGCUCAGAUGAAAAAGCUGACAAAGGAUGGGUUAGGUAUUGGUCAGAGGGAGGCAAAACCAGUCAAUGAAGAAGAUGAAAAGAUUUUGUGGUCUAAAGGUGUAUUUGGGAACAGUUCAUCUGUUGCUCUUCAGCAUACCAUGUAUUUCUAUAACUGUAAAUUUUUCGGAUUAAGGGCUUUGGAUGAACACCGAACAUUAAACUGUAACCAAUUUGCAAUCGGGAGUGACGAAAAUGGUCGUUACAUAGAAUUUAAAGGUACAAACAGUAAAACGUACAAUGGAGGAUUAAAACACAGGCGUAUUGAACCAAAAAUUAUAAGACAUUAUGAUGAAAAUAGUGGAAUUGUUGACUUUUAUGAGCAGUAUCUGAAUGCAUUGGGGCUUUCGGGUCCAUUUUAUCGGCGGCCUUUAAACAAAUCCGAGGGACACUUGCGUUACGGGGAACAAGUUGUUGGAAUUAAUAAGUUAAAAACUUUCAUGAAAGACAUUUGUUCGUCUGCAGGUUUAGAAGGUAGAUACACAAACCAUAGUGGUAAGAAAACGUGUGCCACAACACUCUACCAAGGAGGAAUUCCCGAGGAAGAGAUUAUGAAACGAACUGGCCACAGAUCCACUACCGGGGUUAGGAAAUACCAAAAACCGUCUCCCGCAAUGUUGAAAGAAAUUUCAAACACACUAAAUCCACCGCAGACGACAAUCAAGGCACAGUGUGAAACGGUCAAUGAGAAAAAUGCUGAAAGUGUUCUAAAGGAUAAUGACGAGUCAGUGGAUAAUAAACGCAGUGAUCCAAGUUUUAAGGGUUUAUUUUCUGGAAACCACUCAUUCUCUGGAUGCACUUUUCAGUUUUAAUAUCGUACGAGAACUGUUGUAACAGUGUGUUGGAAUUGUUGUUCAUAAUGAUUAUAUAAUUGACCUACCCGUAGCACAUACAUUAUAGUGCCAUAGCAGAUACAUUUUAGCAAAAUAGCACAUAGCGGAUACUUUUUUAGCGCUUUUCAGUUUUAAGAAACAUUUAAGAAAACUUUGAAUUUCAUAUUUCAUGACAAUCCUGUAUUUCUGAUGUUCAUUUAGAGAUAAUGAUAAAUAUCGAAUCUUCGAAA
Mercenaria mercenaria is the source of this 1751-nucleotide messenger RNA. RefSeq lists its product as uncharacterized. The transcript has 2 exons. Bases 31 to 1500 code for a protein of 489 amino acids. The record is from RefSeq and is a predicted model, not a curated record. NCBI's taxonomy places the organism in Eukaryota, Metazoa, Mollusca, Bivalvia, Venerida, Veneridae. Gene Ontology annotation, biological process: DNA recombination; DNA integration. Gene Ontology annotation, molecular function: DNA binding.